AUGAAGGGUGCUGUUGUCUUGGGCGCUCUCGCUGCCGGCGCCAGUGCGUGGAAAUACCCCGACUGCGAUGCCGACAACUGCUACCGCGCCUUGACCAAGGAUGGGUUGAAGAAGGAGGCCGAGUCGUUUUGCUUUGGCUGGCUCGCCGGCACGACGACGGCAUCGUCCGCCAUUCCCCCCGAUUUCCAGAACUGCGGCGUCACCGAGGCCAGCUCGGCUUGCUCGUGUAUCACUUACACGGCUACUCACGUCACUGGACCUUCAACCACGGUCACUCUGGCUCCUCCCACCACAACUAGCACGUUUGUGAAGCCCACUUCGUCUGCUCCUGCUACCACCCAGCAGCCGCCUACGUCGGCUGUCGCCAGCCAGACUACUGGGCAACCUACUGCUCCUCCUACGACGGCCAUCUCUACCGCCUCUAGCCAGCAGCCUCAGGUCAGCAGCACCUCCUGCGGCACCGGCCCUGUUAGCAGCCCUGCCCGCAGCUCCGUCAGCAGCUCUCCCGGCACCUCUUCUCAAGCUGUGGGCUCCUCUUCCCCGGCCGCCAGUUCCUCUCCAGCAAUCAGCUCCCCUUCUUCUCCAGCUAUCAGCUCCUCCUCUCCAGCUGUCGGCUCCUCGUCUUCUCCAGCUAUCAGCUCCUCCUCUCCAGCUGUCGGCUCCUCGUCUUCUCCAGCUAUCAGCUCCUCUUCUCCAGCUGUCGGCUCUUCGUCUUCUCCAGCUGCUGGCUCCUCCUCUUCCCGAGCUGUCAGCACCUCUGGCAACACCAGUUCGGCUAGCAUUACCCAGGCUACUUCUCAGAAGCCGUCCACCACUGCCAACACCGAGGCCACACAGAUUACCAAGACGCCCACCCAAUGGACCACCUCCACCAUCUGCAUCACCAAGACCCACACCAUCACCUCGUGUCCCUCUUCCGUGACCGACUGCCCGGGCCGUGGCCGAACCACCGUCAUCACCGAGACUAUCCCCGUCUCUACGACUGUCUGCCCCGUCACCGAGGCCACACCGAUUACCAAGACGCCCACCAAAUGGACUACUUCCACCGUCUGCAUCACCACGACCCACACAAUCACCUCGUGCCCGUCUUCCUUGACCGACUGCCCGGGCCGUGGCCGAACCACCGUCAUUACCGAGACCAUCCCCGUCUCUACCACUGUCUGUCCCGUCACCGAGACUGCGGCCACCGCUCUUCCCACCGGGCCAGUCAGUGUCCCUAUCCCCACCAGUGCGCUGCCGCCUCCUCCGCCUCGCAACGUCACGACUUCCACCCGCUUCAUCACUCAAACAUACACCAUCACUUCUUGCCCCCCUACCGUUCCCAACUGCCCCGUUGGUUCCGUCGUCACCACCGUAUAUCCUACGGAAACCACUGUCAUUCCCGGCUGGACGACCAAGCUGAACCCUACUACUCCUAAUGCGCCCAGCGGUCCUACCGCCAAUACUCCUUCUCCUGCCCACGACACCAGUGACGUUCCAACUGGGGGCAAGCCAACUGGCGGCAACCCUGCUGGACCUAGCCCUACCGAGUCCAACCCUACCGGCGGCAACCCAACCGGCGGCAACCCAACCGGCGGCAGCGCUUCUGUCCCGAACACUACUGGACCCAGCCCAACCGGCGGCAACCCUACUGAGCCUAUCCCUGCUGGACCCAGCCCUACCGAGUCUAACCCUACCGGCGGCAACGCUUCUGAGCCUGCCCCUACUGGAACCAGCCCCACUGAGUCCAACCCAACCGGCGGCAACCCUGCUGAGCCUAUCCCUACGGGGCCCAACCCUACUGGACCCAGCCGCCCUAGUGGCACUCCUACCAGCGGUAGCCCUACUGGCACUAAUCCUCCCAUUGUUACUGCCGCUGCAGGCAAGAUGGUCGGUAGUUCUGAGUUGGUUGCCGCCGCUGCCGCCGCUGCCGGUUUCGCGGCUUUCUUCCUUUAA
Messenger RNA from Ustilaginoidea virens, 1935 nucleotides. RefSeq lists its product as uncharacterized. The record is from RefSeq and is a predicted model, not a curated record. Lineage: Eukaryota; Fungi; Ascomycota; Sordariomycetes; Hypocreales; Clavicipitaceae. Bases 1 to 1935 code for a protein of 644 amino acids. The transcript has a single exon.